AUGCCAGCUGUUCCACGGAUCCUGCUGAGAACUCUGGAAGAGCUGGAGAGAGCAGAACUAAAGAAGUUUAAGUGGUUCUUGCAUACAGAGAAAGGAGUGGAAGGCUUCUCUCAUAUCCCAAAGGCUCAGCUGGAGAAUGCUGAUGUACAGGACACAGUGGAUAAGAUGGUGGAGAGAUACAAACCAAGAGGUGCUGUGGAGAUCACACUGCUCAUCCUGAAGGAGAUAGGGCUGAAUAACCUGGCUGGGAAGUUAGAGAGUGAACUCAGAGAAGUGUUCUCUGAAACAUCUGAGAGUUUCCUCAAUUAUGAAGCUGUCAGAAUCAAACUGAAGUCUAGUCUGAAACAGAAAUAUGAGCGCAUUUUGGAUGGAACAUCAGUGAGAGGCCAUAAAAAGUUCCUGAAUGAUAUUUACACUGAUCUCUACAUAGUGGAGGAUGAGACUGGAGGAGUCAUUCAUGAACAUGAGAUUAUGCAGGCUGAGGCAUCAACUAGGAGAUUUACCACAGAGGAAACUCCAAUCACAUGCAGUGACAUUUUCAAAGUCCCAUCUGACCCAAGUCGAAGAAACAGAAAAGUGCUGACUAUGGGAAUUGCUGGAAUGGGGAAAACUAUCUCAGUGAACAAAUUCAUACUGGACUGGGCAGAUAAAAAGACCAACCAGGACAUAAAAUUUAUUUUUCCACUCCCCUUUCGAGAGCUGAAUUCAGUAAAAGAUGAAAAAUACAGCCUGAUAGAGUUGCUUCAUGAAUAUUUUGAAGAUUCUGCUGAACUGAAGUCUCUUCCAGAUGGCGAUGGUAAAGUCAUGCUCAUUUUUGAUGGACUUGAUGAGUGUCGCUUUCCUCUUGAUUUUAAUAAGAGAGAGAAAUUGAAGAACAUUGAUCAGAAAUCCUCUGUAGGUGUGCUAAUAACAAACCUAAUCAAGAGAAAUCUGCUUCCCUCUGCUCUCAUCUGGAUAACCUCCAGACCAGCAGCAGCCCAUCUGAUCCCUCGAGACUACAUUGAUCAGGUGACUGAAGUACGAGGAUUCAGUGAUAAACAAAAGGAGGAGUACUUUUGGAGGUACAGUGACAAGGACCAGGAAAUGGCCAAAAAAAUGAUCUCACACAUAAAGAAAUCAAGGAGCCUCCACAUCAUGUGUCACAUACCAGUCUUCUGUUGGAUAUCAGCCACUGUGCUUCAGCCAAUGCUAGCCACAGACAGUAGUGAAGAACUCCCCACAACUCUGACGGGGAUGUACACACAGUUUCUGAUUUUUGAGACAAAUCAAAUGAAAAAGAAAUAUGAAGCUGAACACAUUAUACUGAAGCUUGGAAAGCUGGCCUUCCGUCAGCUGGAGAAGGGUAAUCUGAUAUUUUAUGAGGAAGACCUGAGAGAGUGUGGCAUUGCUGUGAGUGAGGGUUCAGUGUACUCAGGAGUGUGCACACAGAUAUUCAGUCAAGAGCAGGGAGUCUCUGAGACAGUGGUGUUCAGUUUUGUGCAUCUAAGUGUUCAAGAAUUCCUUGCUGCAGUCCAUGUGUUUCUCUCGCACUGCAAUAAUAAGGAGAAUGUUCUUUAUCCUAAUACAAUUUGGUAUAUCUGUAAAAGGAAGUCAAAGAAAUUAAAUGAUCUUCACAGACGUGCUAUAGACAAGGCCUUAAGGAGUAAGAAUGGACACCUGGACCUUUUCCUCCGCUUCCUUCUUGGCCUCUCACUGGAGUCCAAUCAGCGACUCCUGAAAGAACUACUGCCACAAACAGUGAUCAGACCACAGAGUGUGGAGAGAACAGUCAACUACAUCAAGAACACACUCAACAAGAACAUGUCAUCAGAGAGGAGCAUCAAUCUCCUCUACUGUCUGAAUGAACUGAAGGAUGACUCCCUUGUAAAUGAAAUUCAAAGUUACUUGGGCUCAGGACGUCUCUCAACAGAGAAACUGUCAUCUGCCCAGUGGUCAGCUCUGGUCUUUGUCCUUCUGAUGUCAGAGGAGACUCAAGAAAAGUUUGAGCUGAAGAAAUACAGAGGAUCAGAUGAAGGGUUGAAGAGACUUCUGCCAGUACUGAAAAACACCAAACGGGCUCUACUUGCUGGUUGUAAACUCACUGAACAGUCCUGUUCAUCUAUAGCCUCAGUUCUACAGUCAGCAAACUGUCCCCUGAGAGAACUGGACCUGAGUAACAAUGACCUUCAGGAUUCAGGAGUGAAGUUUCUCUGUGUCGGACUGAAGAAUCCACACUGUAAACUGGAGAUCCUGAGGUAA
Chanos chanos (milkfish) is the source of this 2238-nucleotide messenger RNA. Its product is annotated as NACHT, LRR and PYD domains-containing protein 12-like. Bases 1 to 2238 code for a protein of 745 amino acids. The transcript has 4 exons. Gene Ontology annotation, molecular function: protein binding. The record is from RefSeq and is a predicted model, not a curated record. Lineage: Eukaryota; Metazoa; Chordata; Actinopteri; Gonorynchiformes; Chanidae.